AUGUCCUGCUCGUGGCUCUCCUCGAAUUUCGGCAGCUCCUCAGGCAAACAUGCCACGGGCUCUAUUCUGAAAAAGUCCGACUCCAGCGCCCGCGCAGCGUUGAACCGUUUACGCGGGUCCAUCGUGAGCAAGCCCGACAACAGACGCAAACACGCCGGCGUCAUAAUGGCACCGUACUCGCUCUCCAACGUCCGCUGGUACUCGACAUGGAGAUUGACUCCGUUUCUGUUGAUAAGCUCUGCGUUCGGGAAGACUUCUGGGGUAGGCGAUCCCAGCAGCCUGAAAAUCAUGUCUGCCUGGUCCAGGUCGCUCUUUCCCUCGAGAAUCGGCUUUUUCUUGAACAUCUCGCCCAAAACACACCCGAUCCCCCACAUGUCCACGGCGGUGGUGUACUUGCGUUCGCCAAGCAAUAGUUCUGGCGGUCGGUACCACCGAGUAACAACCAGUCCUGUGUACUCGACAAGUCCUCCACCGGCUCCCGACGAGGCGUCUUUGGGUGGCGGGCCAUGGUACACUCUGGCGAGCCCGAAAUCUGCAAUCUUGACGACUCCGAACCAGUCGAGCAAAAUGUUUGCGGUCUUGAUGUCUCUAUGCAAAUAG
Molecule: messenger RNA, 600 nt
Organism: Ogataea philodendri
Lineage: Eukaryota; Fungi; Ascomycota; Pichiomycetes; Pichiales; Pichiaceae
Exons: 1
Coding region: 1-600 (199 amino acids)
Source: RefSeq, a predicted model, not a curated record